Molecule: messenger RNA, 7128 nt
Organism: Eurytemora carolleeae
Lineage: Eukaryota; Metazoa; Arthropoda; Copepoda; Calanoida; Temoridae
Exons: 16
Coding region: 1-5952 (1983 amino acids)
Biological process (GO): carbohydrate metabolic process; chitin catabolic process
Cellular component (GO): extracellular region
Molecular function (GO): chitin binding; chitinase activity
Source: RefSeq, a predicted model, not a curated record
AUGAGAGCCUGGCUCUUUAUAUUUGGUUUGGCCUGCGUAGCCUACCCCACAACAGAUCGGAAGCGUAGUCCAGUAGAACUAGAUACCUGCCCUUGUACCCAUUUACUUAUACGCAACCAGCACACUGAUGUACACUCUAACAUUGCUUUGGAACAAGGAACUGAAGAAGAUAUCGCAGCCCUGAGGUCACAAAAUCCGAACAUGGAGAUUCUAUUGUCCGUCGGAGGAGAGGCAAUCAGGGGGGAUACCUUCAGAUCAAUUGUUUCUAACCGAGAUAUGUUAACAAACUUUACCAGCUCAAUCAACAACCUCUACACUUCCGGUCUUAUCCAGGGUAUGGAGUUGGACUGGGAAUGGCCUAUGAGUACUGGAGACAAGAAGGAUAAAAUUAAACUUAUCAGAUAUAUGAGGCAAAUUAAGAUGGCUACCGGAGCCAGCAUACGUCGUCGGAUACGUAGCUCGGAAACCACAACAGAGAGUUUAGAGAGUACAACCGACGGAACCAAGAGUACAGAGAGUACAACCGAGGGUACAGAGAGUACAACCAUGCGAGAUGAGGAUAUUGACAAUUCUUCAAAAACCAUUGAACCGGAAGCAACAACCGGAUAUGAGUCGACCACUGUCGUAUUUGAAACGACCACCGAGAAUCUGGAGACGACUACUGUUUUUGAAGAGACGACUAUUCUUGAUGAAGACGACCCCAACUUUAACUGGAGAGCCAGGGGUGUUCAGAGGAAAAGAAAGAAGAUUGCCACUACCACAGAAAGAUCUGAAGUUUCCGAGGACGACGAGGACACUCUUGUGAGUCUGGAGGACGUCCUGUUUAACGAGACCGAAGAUGUAUACGAGGAUGGACCCGAAGGGUUUAUCCUGGCUCUCCGUCUAUCCCCUGAACCAUUCCACCUGGAUGCUCUGGUAGAUGUAGUGGUAGGUCUAGGUGCUCCUCCUUACAAGAUAAUUAUAACUGUUCCUGCGUUUGGAAACUCAUUUAACCUGGUUGACGAGGAAAGGAAUUUACCUGGAAGUGCUGUUACAAGUCCUGCUUCUUCUGUUACAUACCAACAGGUUUGCACACUUCUUGGACGUGGAUCUUGGACUUUAGAACGUGAGGAAGACUUAACUGGUCCCUAUGCAUACCUAGGCAAUAAAUGGCUUGGAUUUGAUGACGAUACAAGUCUCAAAAUCAAGGCUAAAUACACCCUUCUGCGUGAUCUUGGUGGCAUAGGACUUGUCUCUAUUGACGCGGACGAUUUGGACGAUGUUUGUGGAAAGGGACGAAGCAGUCUUCUCGCAACCCUGGGAGAUACUCUAGCAAACCUGAACAGAAAACCCAGGCAGCUUAUAGUCACCAGUCUGGAGCAGAGCACCCAUUAUCCUUAUACAGUUUAUCUAAUAUUCUUUAUUCUACAACCACAGAUGAUUUUACUGUGUUCGCAUACUCAAUAUAAAUCCACUUUUGACUUAAUCCUCUUUUCCUAUUUACUCCACUCCAUCCCCCUCCCCCCUCCCUUCCCUUGUUAUUUUCGUUUUGAUCCUAACUCUCUACAGGCCCAGGGACUUCAAGUCUCUCCGUUCAGGAUUGUCAGGAUUGUAAACAGAGAAGGAGAUAUCCAGUCAAUUAGAGAAAACUCUGAAACUAUAUUGGAAUGCUCUCGCCAAGGAUACUAUAGACAUCCAGAGGAUUGCUCAAGGUUCUAUCGUUGUGUGAAGUUUAACCAGUAUGAGGAUGACUAUACUAUCUUUGAAUAUGGAUGCCCCAAUGGACUUGUAUUUGAUGAUCGCUGGGAGGUUUGUGUCUGGCCUUCUCAAGCAACUCCUUGUGAUGGCUCCUCAGAGAUAUUUCCUAUUCCACGACAGGAGUAUGUUUGUCCAGGAGAAGGAUUUUUUGUUGAUCCAGAGAACUGUCGUUGGUUUUUUGCUUGCAGAGAUCAUUUGGGAGAUGGCACUUAUACACAUUAUGAGUUUAGAUGUCCUUUUGGUCUUGCUUUUGAUGAAGCAACUUUAAGAUGUGAUUGGCCAUGGUUGGUGUCUUCUUGUGCUAAUGAGGGGCAAUACUCCACAGGAUCCAGCCCUCUUCCAUCCAGGAAAGACUUUGCUAACAACUACCAGCCUGCUGGAACCAGUUCACCUUUCCCUUCAGUACCCAGUAUUCCAAGCUUUGAAUCUGGACGUACCCCAGCUGGUAACCUGUUGGUUGGAGGCCUAGCUCCUGGAGAUGUGGUCAGUGAAGGUUGUGACAAUUGCUAUUCUCCUGUUCUUACUAUUACUGGUAAUGGAUACAAUAAUGGUAAAGGUAUUGAGGUAGCUGGCCCAGUAGGCUUAGAGUCCAAUAACUAUGAUUCAAAUAUUCUAUUGCCAGGAUAUGGCUCCACAGGUGCCCCACAAUAUAGCACCACUGCACAGCCUACAUAUAGACCAACAACUCCACAGCCCACAUAUAGACCUACAACUCCACAGCCCACAUAUAGACCUACAACUCCACAGCCAACAUAUAGACCAACACCAACCUACACUACACCCAAGGCCCCUACACCAUCAGCAGGGUUUUCUCAGUCAAGCCCUGGGUAUGAUUAUCCUGAACCUGCCCAUCCAUUACAAUAUCCUUCAUCUACUCCUGCACCACUCCCAAGCUCUUCUUAUAACCCAAGCACUUCUGGGUAUGACUAUCCUGUUCCUCAAAACCCACUCCAGUAUCCUGGCAUUUCAGUAUCCAACCCAGGAGAGAUAGGACUUAUAUCAUCCCCUGCAUUACAGCCUGCACCUGUGAGUCCCAACAUUCCAGCUUAUGGGGUUUCUCCAACAUAUCCAACUACAAUUGCACCAGUUAGCACUUCUUAUGGUUCGCCUUUAACCUCAUUUAAUCCUCUUUAUGGAUCAACAACCCCUGAUUAUGAGAAUGGAAUCAGUAGCACCUAUAAUCCAAGUGUCAACACAUACAGGCCAAUUAAAACAUCAUACCCACCAGUUGUAUCUUCAACAUACUCUCCUGUUACUCCACGUCCCACUGAAGGCUAUGAAGAAGUGUAUGAGUAUGAUGAAAGUGAAGCACCUCUUGAGUCAUAUGGGAUUCCUGCAGUCCCUGUUCAAGAAACUUAUGGAGUACCUGCAGCCCCUGUUCAAGAAACAUAUGGAGUACCUGCAGCCCCACUAGAAACAUAUGAAGAGCCUCUCCUUUCUUAUGGAUAUCCCUCCCCCUCCCCUUCUCCAUCAUAUGUAACACCAUCACCAAUUCCCUCUUAUGAAUCUCCAUCAGAAAAGCCUUCUUAUGGAACUCCUGUUCCAAUUCCAUCAUAUGGAUCCCCAUCAGGAAAACCUUCUUAUGGAGCCCCAUCUCCUGCGCCUACUUUUGCAUCUCCAACAUUGAAGCCAUUUGUUAAUUUUGGAUCUCCUAAGCCAACAUAUGAAGCUGCACCAGUUGCACCUUUAGAAUCAUAUGGUGUUCCUUCUGCUGAUGUGAUAGCUUAUGAAGAGCCAGAGGAAUCUUAUGAGGAACCAUUACCAUCAUAUGGAACUAAACCAUCUUAUGGAUUUCAAGACCCAGCUUACGCAUCACCAAAACCAUCUUAUGGAUCACCUGCUCCUGCUAUUUUUGUCACUACCCAUGCUCCUCCAACUGUCCCAGAAUACAAUUCUCCAAGUAAAAGUGAAAAAUCUGGUUAUGACUAUCCUGUUCCCAAUAACCCUCUCCAAUAUCCUACCCCUGCUCCUUCUCCAACCCCUAAACCUUUUGUAGACUUUGGAUCACCUGCUGAAACCUAUGGUGUACCUGCUGCACCAGUUGUUAGCUCCACAUAUAAGCCAACAAUAGUUGAAUCUCCUGCUGUUGCUCCUGCAGAAACCUAUGGAGUUCCAAGUGCACCCUUGAUCAGCACAGCAUAUGAUCCUUUUAUAGAAGAAGUCCCUUUGCCAAGUUAUGGUCCCUCAAAAGAUGAAGGCAGACCUGCCUCUCUUCCUGACAGCUGGCCAAAUUACCCUUCUUCAAAUGACUAUAAUCCUAAACCUAGUGACAUUAAGGUGCUUCCUUCUCCACCAAAGAUUACCUAUGGUGGGUUUAAGCCACCCACUGUUCCAGAACCAGUUAGAGAGUUGCCAAAAUAUCAACAACCAAGUUAUAAUGGGCAUCCUAACAUCCCUGAGCCUAACUUUGGAGGAUUUAAAGGAAUGCCAGACAAACCAGCUCCCAGUAGUGGAUACAAGUAUCCUGUACCCAGCAAUCCUAUUGAAUAUCCAAAGCCACAGAAACCUGUAAGACCCCCAAUAACACCUAAUGUUCCUGCAUAUGGUCCAAAACCAGUGGUAUCCCAUUCUCUCCCUAAGGCUCAUAAUGCUGGAUACUCUUAUCCUACACCUCAGACACCAUUGCAAUAUCCUACUAAACAGCCUUCAUAUAAUCCAACACCAAGACCAGUAAUGCAUUCAGCUCCUCUUCAUACUAGUGUAGCUGCUCUUUUUGAAAAUACAACUCCAUACACUUCUGUAUUUGGACCGACUAAGACUCCCAGUUACAGACCAUCCUCACCAGUUGUGUCUACAUCAUAUGCUCCCCCUACACCAACAUAUUCCAAACCAAGCAAACCAUCUGGUUAUGAUUAUCCAGCUCCAAGUAACCCUCUCCAGUACCCAUCUAAACCAAUAGAAACCAAUCCUUUGCAGUACAGACCAGGUGGAGCAUCAGGGCCUAAACCAGAGGUUGCUUCAGUCAUUCCAUCAGGGUUUUCUUCAGCUACCUUAUCUAAUGGACCUUUUAGCUCUGUUCCAUCUGGAAACAAGGCUCCUCAACUUAAACCAUUUGUUAAUGUUGGAAGUGGUUCUGGCGAUACUUAUGGUAGUGGAAGUUUGAAUUCUCCGCAGUAUAAUGAUGAUCUUCCAUCUUACAGUGGAUCAGAGCAGCCAGAAAGUGGACGGGGUGGAAAAAGCUUUUCCAAUUCUGGGGGUAUCAAUGAAUUUGGCAAUGGAAAUGGAGGAAACAGAGGUUCAGGCGGUUUCAGUGCCAAUGGUGGAAAUGGACAGAUCAGAGUUUCAAGCGGAUUUGGAGGAAAUGGUGGGAAUGGAGGAAGCAGAGAAUCUGGAGGUUUUAAUGGAAAUAUUGGAAGUGGAGGAAAUAGAGGAGCUGGUGGUUUUGGAAAUGGAGGGAACAGAGGUCCAUCUGGAUUAGGAGGAAAUGAUGGCAGAGGAGCAGGUGGAAAUAGAGGUCCUGUAGGAUUAGGAGGAAAUGGUGAUAGAGGAGCAAAUGGAUUUGGUGGUAAUGGGGGCCCAGGUGGAAAUGGAGGAUUUGGUGGAAAUGGAGGGAAUAGAGGAAACAAUGGAUUUGGAGGAAAUGGAGGACCUGGUGGAAAUGGAGGACCUGGUGGAAAUAGAGGACUUGGUGGAAUUGGAGGAUUUGGUGGAAAUGGAGGAUUUGGUGGAAAUGGAGGGAAUAAAGGAAACAGUGGAUUUGGCGGAAGUGGUGGAUUUGGAGGAAAUAGUGGAAACACAGGGUUUGGUGGAAACAGUGGAAAUGGAGGAAAUCGUGGAAAGGGAGGAUUUGGGGAAGCCAAUAGAAAUGUGCCAUUCGGAAAUGGUAUUGACAAUGGGAUUAGAACUGGAAAAGAACUUAAUUCUGUAACUACUGUUAAGCGCCCAGUGGUCAGCAAGCCUGCUGUUCUUGGUAAACUGGCAGGAAACAGUGUAAACAACUGGGACUUGGGAAUUUGGGAGAAAUUUGGACCUGGAGGAUUUAGAACAUUUAAUGAGACACUUGGACCUGAAGCUUGUGAGCGACCAGGACUUUUCAGACAUCCAACAGACUGUACCCAGUUUUACGAGUGCUACUGGGACAAAUGGAUUGAAAGAUUUACCCUUCAUAUAUUCCCCUGCCCUGUAGCAAUGGCGGUCAGACAAUAUGAUGAAUCUAUCUCUGCUUGCAACUGGCCUUUUCUUGGUCCUAACUGUGAAGGAAACACGAUAAUUUAGUUACGAGAGGCGCCAUCUUGUCUGAUUGAGACUCCAUAAUGGUUGAGCUGCCAGUGCAUAUUUACAACGCAGGUAUCAGACUGUUAAUGAAGAAGCUAACUGUCUUCCACUCCCUUGUUAGUGACAGUUAGAAUAUUUGACAAGAUUCAUUAACUAUCUGUAUUCGGGUCUAAGAUACUGUGCCAAGAGUGCAUCAAUCAUAAGAUAUUACUCUGCUUGUGAACUAUGCUAUUCUAACACCGCAGAUUAAACCAUUUUAGUCUUGUUAAGUAAAAUAUUGGCCUACAUGUCCCUCCUUCUCCUUCCUUUUCAUACGUUAGAAGAAGAAUCGUGAAACCCCCCACUUCCCUUACCAUUCAAAAUAUAGUGCUUGAGUAUAUAGACCUGGAAUUGAAUUAAAACAUGGCUGAAUUUAAAAGACUCGUGCAACAUGUUAGAUCCAUUCCAUCCUUUUUGGUGGAAGCUGCAGACAACCCUGAUUCUCAAACUGAUGCUUUUAUGCAUUUGAUGCAUCCAGUUUUUAAACCUGUCUCUAUUUAAUCCGUGCUGGUCCCAUAAGAUUGUGUCUUUCAAAAAAAAAAUUUAAACUCUGGGAAAUUUUUAAGAAAAUGUUUUAAUCUAGUCAAAAAAUAUUCUCGUUUUAUAAUUCAUAAGCAAUGCAAAUUUUUGUUUUUUAUCUAAUCUUUUUUUAAUGAAAACAAAUCGAAAUUUUGUUACUAUUGGGCAUUUUUAAUUAAAAAUUCUUUUUAAAGAGGUUUUAACAUUUUCGAAGGGCAUUACACAACAUCAAAAAUGCAGAAUAUAAAAAAGUUAAUUUGUAGAUCAACAGUUGUAACUUGUAAAGUAUACUCAUUGUUAGACUUGAGGCUUUCUUAGUCUUAACCUUGGAUUAAUCAUAGUUUUAAUAUUAAUUUAAAUUUGAUAUUUUUAUCCAUCUACAUUCUGAUUAAUUUCACUGGAAUACGUAUUUAAGAAUCAAUUUUAAGCUGCCAUAUUCAUCUAUAUUACAUACCAAUAUACCCACACUUGCUUACUUUUUAUUCAAUUCCCGCAUUUACUUUUCAACAUAUUUAUUUAUUUAUUUAUUUAUUUAUUAUUUUUUUUUCCUUAUGUACAACCGUAUAAUAUUUAUCUGUUAAUUGUAAAUUUUGUAAAUAAAAUUGUGGAUAACAUUUA